UCAGCUUAUAUGGUCGCGCAUAGCCAAGUGGUUGACGCGUCAUAUUUCGAGUGGAACAAACACCGUUUUCCGUACUGUCACCGGGUGAGAAUAGUUUGCGGCACAUGUGAUUCAUCUCUUUUACAGGACAUGCAGGUCACGAUUCAAGCCUCAAUCAGGACAAAUGAUAUUUCACUUUUUGGAGUACGUAUUCCUUAAAAAAUAAAAACAGGUCUGAAACACAACAAUGGAGAAGGUCUGAAAACGAAAUACAACGAAAGGUGCAAGAUGUGGAAUCGCUCAAGGUUGCACAACAUGAAAUGCAAAUUAGUCCAAAUAAAUAUAUGACGCGUCACAGGAGGAUUCAGAAGCAACAUGUUGCCGUCUUAAGUUUUAAUGUCGCCUGUUGUGCCUCGUAGCUCGCUAUAAUAAUAACCAGCGGCAAACAAGUGAUUUAUGAAGCCCUCUUGUCAAGCAAUGUCACAGGUAAAGAGACACGCCACCGUCCCGCCACUGACAUUAACAGACGGGCUGCUUUGGACUGAAAACUGUAACCUUUGCCUCGUUGGAGUGAACAGUUCUGGUGUAGAGGUGAAUAUGCUAUGGGAUCUCUACGACAAAUGACAGUUUCAGUAAUAUAAGCAUUAUCAAAACGGCCUGUAAAACAUCGAGUCUGAAGCAAGCAGACCAGUGAUAAACACCAAGGACAUGAAUGAGGAUCCAGGCAGUCGGGCGUAUGAUAACACUCAAUCAAUCAGGGUGGACAAAACAACCUUAGCGCUACAACUGUCGUUAGCAAAUCCGGAACCAAGAUGGUGGAUAUCACUUCCGGCAUCACGCUGAGACCGAUUUACAGCCGUCUCAUCAGCGAGCGAGGGUCAACUAACAUACAGUCCGUCUCUGUCGCAAACCGCAGCACAAAGUAUGUGUCGGACAUUUGUACAACACUCAUCGACAUCCAGUGGCGUUGGAAUCUGUUGCUAUUCUUUGGGGGUUUCACAUUGACAUGGCUUAUCUUUGCCGCCUACUACUACCUACUGGCCUAUGUGCAUGGAGACUUAUUCAAAACCGACGAUGACUGGUUGCCCUGUGUUGAAAAUAUCCAAUCAUAUGCAUCGGCGUUUCUUUUCUCGAUUGAAACGAUGACAACGAUUGGUUAUGGGUAUCGCUACGUGACUGAAGCUUGUCCUGGGGCUUACUUAGGUGUCAUAGCACAGUCAAUACUUGGAGCAGCAUUACAGUUUGCAUUGGCCGGGCUCGUAGUUGCCAAAGUGAGACGAUCCAAGAAGAGAUCUGGCACGAUUCUUUUCAGCAAAGUGGCUUGUAUAUUUGCAGAGGAUCUCAAACUUCGGCUAGCAAUAAGACUUGGCGACAUGCGCAAGUCUCAUAUAAUAGGAGCACACGCACGUGGUUAUUUUAUCCUGAAAACCUUCUCUAAAACUGGUGAUAAGAUCCCUGUACAGUAUUUCAAUAUGGACUUCAGAUCAGAGGGAGGGGAUGAACGGCUUUUCCUGCCGUGGCCCACGUUUAUCGUCCACAACAUUAACGAAGAAUCCCCCUUGUAUAAUCUGUCUAGAGAUGAUGCCAUGCAGGAGAACUUUGAACUGAUAGUUGUCCUGGAAGCAGUAUCUUCAACAGUCAGCGCCUCGUUCCAAGUAAGGAAGUCCUACCACCCAUGGGAAAUUAAAUGGGGACAUAGAUUUCUUCCUCUAGAUGUCACAUACCAGGACAUGUUUGAUGAACAUAUCAUAGACUACGAACACUUCCAUGACACCAAGGCUGUUUCUACUCCCAUGGUGAGCGCCAAGGACAUUGAUGAGAUGACUGUGCAAGGGAACCUGUCACCGGAGAACCUUCAGAGAAGACGAGAUUCUAGAGCUGAGAGUGAUCUGUUCUUCAGACAGAAGACAGUCUCGGACACGUUCCUGGGUGCGGAGGAGGACCUGAGUGUGAGUGAGUUUUCCAUGUCAGACACCAUGUCAUUGCAGGAGAAGCUGAGGAGGAUAAGUACAGUUACUUACCACGGUCCAGGAACAUUCGAGAAGAGGAUGACGAUGAGAGAUGUGUUCAGAAGCCCUCCCAUAGCUUAUAACAGGACAAGGAGACACAGUACAGGGCAGUUUCUUGAUAGUAUAAUCCGAAAUCGUCGUCCCAGUCAUGAUUUGUCUUUAAGUCGUCGUCCAAGUCAAGAUUCAUCCAGUCGUAGACCUAGUCAAGAUCUGACUUUCAACCGUAGGACUAGUUGUUUCGAUUUUGUUCCGACUAGAAGACACUCCAACAUUUCGAUGAGUGGGGAAUCAAGUGAUUUGGCUUCUAUAGACGAGCAAGAAUACACAGAUGAGUUUAAGCUUCACGAAGAAAGUGGUCCGAGGUAUGUUAAAAGGAAAAAGGUGACUUUGAACACUACACCCAUCACCGAGACUUUGAGGAAGAGAAGUGAUCCUGGGAUGUCCUUCACAAGGCCUCAAUCUGUGUUGCACCAGAGAAGAAGACAUAGCACUUGGCAAUUUGCAGAACAGGAUUCUUUCAUUAGAAACUACCAGCAAAUCCAUCCCGAAUUGUAUCUAGGUCCACAUCUGGAGGUAGACGAAAGUGGGCACUCUGAUGAACCAGAUUCCGACCUUGGGGGUGCUGCUCAAGAGAAACCAAGUCUUGAUGCUGAUAAUAAUGUAAAUGCACUUGGAGAAGCAAAUAAAACCCGAGUCUCAUCAUCGAAUGAAGGGACCACAGUGGAAGAGUUAGGCGAUGACAGGAUCGUUAUAACAGGGUCUUUCAAAAAGAAAUAUAUUGUGGAGAAGGUACCUGAAAUUGUGAUAGACGAUGUUUCCACUUUAGCUGCGGAGGGGGCUGAUUUACAUACGACUAUGGGAGUUUCGGAAGAGGCUUUGCGGGAAGAAGCUGGGAAAGCAGAUGUGGUGGGAGACGACGUUGUGGAAGAAGACGAGGAAGAUAAAACGUGUCCAGAAUACGAGAAUACCCCAUCAUCUCCCGAGACAGAAACCACACUUACUGACGUGGUCAGCAACCCUGAUGAAGUAAACUUCGCCUAUGUGUAUGAUUCGGAAGACGACAUCGGCUACAGAGAAAACAUCUUGCCUGAGGAUGAAAUGGAGCAGAGUCAGAAUGUCAACUAUGGCUUUGAGUCGGACGAUGAGCUGGUGAUGGACGACAGGAAGGAUAAACUGGAUGAGGAAGAAAGGAAGGAAGGAUGAGAAGGGAGUAUCCAUCACUUACAUAAAGGAUAUGGUUGCUACUUACAAACAUGUAUUAGCUGCGUCCCCGUCAUAUCGAUACACCGAGCGUUCCUAACCACGCGAUAACCGAUACUGUGAUAUUUGAACUGUAAAGAAGCGAACGUUGACAUGCUUGUCAGCUACACGGAAAAGCAGACCUUGAGUCAGUUAUCAUUUAUUUUACAAAUGUGCUGUGAAAAAAUUUACCUGUGCUCAAAUAGAUGAACUGUGCUCACAUCUCCUGUAGAUAACAAGAACUGAAAAGCUUUCAAGAGUGGACAGUCCUUCACUGGUGUAUCCCCUGUGGGGUGGUCAAAACCUUCACUGCGCGCCCUGUGGUGAUUAGCGAUGGACUAUCUCCCCAGAGCCUCGUGCAUGUAGGUUCCGGCUAAAAGGGGGACUUGAUGGUCAGCUUCUCUGUGUGUUCGUUGUUUUUCGCCGCUCUCAGUUAUAUUCCACCAAUAUGACGGCGGUAUAUAAAUCAUCGCGUGUGCACCAGACAAUCCAGUGAUUGAUAUCAUAAGUAUUGAUCUACGCAAAUGGAAUACGAUGACAUACAUCAACCAAGUCAAGCCUGACCACCCGAUCCCGCUAGUCGCCUCUUACGACAAGCAUGGGUUGCUUGAGACCAAUUCUGACCCGGGUAUUCACGGGUUCAGCUUCUGUAUAUACCUUGGUACAGCGUGUCAUUAUGUCACGACGGCGUGGAACGUUGCCCGUGCUUUCACUCACAAAUUUCUUUGGUCCGGAUUUAAUUAUUUUUCAGCCUGUGUGAUAUAGCUCGAGUAUCGCUGUCUUUGGCGUUGAACAAAGUUUGCUCAUUCAUUCGCCUUCAACUAUGCGCGACCCGUGAAGAUUCCAGGGUGGAAUAGGUCUUUAGCAACCUAUGCUUCCCGUAAAAGGCGACUAAGCUUGCCGUAAAAGGCGACUAACGGCAUCGGGUGGUCAGGCUC
Molecule: messenger RNA, 4165 nt
Organism: Haliotis rufescens (red abalone)
Lineage: Eukaryota; Metazoa; Mollusca; Gastropoda; Lepetellida; Haliotidae
Exons: 3
Coding region: 792-3191 (799 amino acids)
Biological process (GO): regulation of monoatomic ion transmembrane transport; potassium ion import across plasma membrane
Cellular component (GO): plasma membrane
Molecular function (GO): inward rectifier potassium channel activity
Source: RefSeq, a predicted model, not a curated record